AUGUCUGCAAUAGACCAGUGUCGAUCCGGGGUACUCUGUUUGAAUUAUGAAGGCUCGGACAUCUAUAUUCAGGGAAUUAGUUGUCGUACAAAAAACGACAAGAGUUCAACAGCAGGAAUCGUCAAGAGUAAAGUAAAGUCUGUUAAAUUAGAAAACGACGAGUUGGAUCGAUUCGAUUGUGGUCUCGGCAAUACUGCACUAAAUGACAAUUUGGGUGUAAGUAUAACCUUACGUGAUGAUGAAGUAAAAUGUAGACGUGAUGUCGGUACUCAGUGGAGCUAUAAAGAUAUUAUUGAUGAUUCACUUGAAAUCCCAAAAUUUCCAAAAAGUAUCACUAGUCAUUUGAAAAAAUCUGUUGGAACGAGAGUUGACGGUAUUGAACAAAAAAAUUUCUCUACUGAUAUUACGGGUGUGACGUAUAAACGUAUCGUAGAAGAAAAACUUACAAGAGAAGUUAGAGUCGCCAAAUGUUACGUAUCGUCGUUACCAAACUGUGUACUUAAACGCGGUAGCGGUGGUGCAAUGAAAAAGAAAAACGGUCAUCUCGAUAAGAAAUCAUUGAGAUCAGAUUACACGGGUAAAUUAUGGAGAAGCCUGGACAAUAUGCGUUUAGACGAAAUCAAAAAAUCCGGGCUUAGUCCUGGUUUUGUGCGACAAUUAAUUAAACGGUUUGAUGUCUAUGAUAAUGUGGAACAGCAACGUCCGAGCCGGAAAACCUUAUAG
Metopolophium dirhodum (rose-grain aphid) is the source of this 723-nucleotide messenger RNA. RefSeq lists its product as uncharacterized. The transcript is spliced from 4 exons. NCBI's taxonomy places the organism in Eukaryota, Metazoa, Arthropoda, Insecta, Hemiptera, Aphididae. The record is from RefSeq and is a predicted model, not a curated record. Bases 1 to 723 code for a protein of 240 amino acids.